ACAAAUAAAGUGCAGCACAAUUCGCCGUUGCUCAAGUGGCAAAGGAUCAACCACGAAACCGUCGUGGCGCGCAAUUCGGUCCCGUUCCGCCCGCCAGAGUUUGUCGAUUAUCCGGACAUCCGCCGAAAGCUCCAAUUUUAACCGAGAACGUGCUAUUUGCAUACUCCAGACGACGGGAGUUGGGGAAAAGAUAUUGACAAACGUCAACAUGUGCGCCUACUAGUGUGUCCCCAGAUUCCCGUUGUCCUCGUGCUGCUGCGUGUGAUGUAAGAAAAGGCCAACAAGGAUCGGCUGGAGUUGUGACGAACAGACGGUCCGGUCCUGUGAUUUUAGAGUUCCAGUAAAUCUUUGCUCAAUUAACGAAGACGUGCUCUUGUGGCCGUAGCCUUGAACUUCAUCCCCAAGUGCUUAGUUGAAAACAUUAAGGAAUACCAUUGGUGCGGAAAAUUAGCAGAAUCUGUUUAGUUUUUGCUGGGUGUCCAAACACAGAGCCAUAUACAACAUCCCUUGUGUGUUACGUGGUCACAUGAAAUUGGAAGCUGCGUAAAAACCAAGAGCCUCCCGCUGAAGGAAAACAAAGACUUCUCUCUGCAGUCGUGUACGUGAGGUCCAAAGGACAAAGAAAAGGCAAGCGAGAGGCGUCACAACACAAACACCGCGCUCGUUCCGUGCCGACCGCUGAUUCAACCCGCACGGCCCCGACAGGAGAAGCGCGAAAUGGCACUAGAUUUUGCGGCCACGUACAAGGUGCUGGUGCUGGGAGAUUCGAACGUCGGCAAGACGUGCAUCGUCCAUAGAUACUGCGACGAGCGUUACUUCGAUACGUACAUUUCAACGAUAGGCAUCGACUUCAAGCAGAAACUCAUCAACCUGGACGGCGUGCCGAUCAAGUUGCAGAUCUGGGACACGGCUGGCCAGGAGCGGUUCCGUACGCUGACGACUGCUUACUACCGCGGGGCCAUGGGCAUCCUGCUGAUGUACGACGUGACCAGUUUGGAUUCGUUCAACAACCUGUCGUACUGGCUACGAAACAUACAGGAGAAUGCAGCCCCGGACGUGGUGAAGGUCCUGGCUGGCAAUAAGUGCGAAUGCAACCCUCCGCAGCGCGCCGUCGACAAGGAGCGGGGCGAAAAGAUUGCCGAGAACUUUGACAUGCCCUUCUUUGAGGUGUCCUGCAAACAGAACAUCAAUAUUGAGGAUGCGUUCUUGACGUUGGCUCGCAAGAUCCGGGAACAGCGAGAGCACAGAGGUGAGAACUUUGACGAUGGCGAUCGUCAGAAGGGACUGCAGGAUAUGAUCAAGAAUGGGCCCGGCUCGAACGGGCUGGGGCCGUUCACGUUAGGCAGUGGCGGGGAAGGUGGCCGCUGUUCGUGUUAAAGCAAACCGAACGCAAGGACGGCGGAAACACGAAAACCCUAUAAUCUUUCAUGAUAAGACUUACCACUAGUGGAUUUGGAUCUGGGAAUGAGGAGCGAGUUUUAGACUGCGGCGACGCCAUCGCAUGUGCAGCACACGCGGGCGUUCAGAGCACAAAUAAGAAGAGGUAUUCAAAUCACGCUUCAGUACUGCACGCAGCUGUCUCUGAGCAGGAAUUCACGGAUGGUCGAGCGGUUGGCUGUCGAGAGUCCUGUCGGGCUGGAGGAGUAGGAGCUGUGACAAUUUGAGCACCCAUAUCACCGCUAUCGUCUUAGCUUGAUGUGUCCCGAACCUCCCCCAAUGUCCCUCGGCUAGGCAUUACUUUACAUUAUCCGAAUAGGGGCCUGAGUUGUAAGUAAUUCAUUUGCUAAUAGCCCGCCGGCGUAGCAUACAUUUUUGAACGAAAUCUUUCUAUUAAAUCAAUGACCUGACGGGCACAUUUAUUUCUCAAAUUACUUAACCUACCGUCUAUCGAAACAUGUUCGUAGCUCUAAAGUAUGUGACGGUAACCUACAAACCCAGCGUCUUGUAACGUGUAAAAUCAUUUUUCUCUCUCUGAACUGUAGCCAAAUGAGGGUGGAUACUGCUUGAACCGUACUCCGUAGCAGAAUAAAUCAUUCCGAUAUUCGUCUUGCUUUAUUGUUUCACACCAACAGGACAUUUUGAAAACAGAAGCUAUGUAAACCUUAGGUGCUACGCUUAAGGUGUGGAGCAGCGGCUCGGCGUCUGAAUGAAACUUAUAAACCCUACCGGAUAAUUUAUGUAGAUUUACUCUGUUGAAGAUGAUUGCAGAAGUGCAACGGAUGUGUAAACAUGAAGCAAAUCUAGUCGUAGAUCAAACGAGCGAAGUGGUGAUGCCAGAGCAUCAUGAAAAACGAAAGAAUUAGUCCACCUGGAAUGGCAUCGAGAAGCGACGGUAAGCGGGACUCACUGUGAGGCAAUCCUCCCGGAAGAAGGCAGGAAUAAAACAUAAUUACAAUUUUACUAUAUACCGAGACCCGUUCGUGACACCAUGCUAAUGCCGCUAAUGCGUGAAAUGUUGCACAUAUACGAACAGUGGCUGGCGGCGAUAGCGCAACUCCGGAACUGAUACGAU
Anopheles bellator is the source of this 2512-nucleotide messenger RNA. It is a transcript of the gene RabX4, whose product is annotated as ras-related protein Rab-8A. NCBI's taxonomy places the organism in Eukaryota, Metazoa, Arthropoda, Insecta, Diptera, Culicidae. The transcript is spliced from 5 exons. The record is from RefSeq and is a predicted model, not a curated record. Gene Ontology annotation, molecular function: GTPase activity; GTP binding. Bases 718 to 1377 code for a protein of 219 amino acids.